Messenger RNA from Zootoca vivipara (common lizard), 6366 nucleotides. The record is from RefSeq and is a predicted model, not a curated record. Lineage: Eukaryota; Metazoa; Chordata; Lepidosauria; Squamata; Lacertidae.
GGGCGUGGGGUGGCCGGCCUCCUAGGGCUCUUUGACCUGUGGGGUCCAAUAAGAACAUGUUUCUAUUUCUCUUUCACCCCCCCCCAGUGGUUUUGACCACGAGCCUGGCCCCUGGGCAUUUGUGUACCCGGAGGAGUUGUAGGAGAAGAAACCCAUGGCGGGGUGGGGUCAUAGCUAACACAAAGUGCUUGCCAUUGUUUUGUUUCUGUUUACAACAGUCCUGUAAAGUAGGCCAGUAAGGACUCCCAUAUUGCAGAGGUGUGGGAUGGCUGACGAGGCUCGCGGAUGACGCCUUGCCGAAGAAUCAUAGAAUUGUAGAGUUGGAAGGGACUCCAAGGGUCAUCUACUCCCACCGCCUGCAACGUUGGAAUCUUAAAGCGUCUGUGACAGAUGGGCAUCCAACCUCUCCAAAGGAGGAGAGCCCACAACCUCCCGAGGAAGACUUUCACUGACAGAUCUUACAGUCGGGAAAGUUUUUCCAUGUGUUUAGAAGGAAUCUCCUUUCAUGUAACUUGACUACCUGAUGAGUUCCUGUUAGAGGCGAGAUUUGAAUGAGCAGCAUCGGGAUUUAUAUUUGGGCACUUAUCUACCAUGCUGCAAUAGAUUUCUGGUACACAGAGCAGUUGAUGUGAAGCCAAGACAUGAAUCCCGUUGCAUUCUUUGCUCAUUUAUCUGGUGUAGCUCUUUGAUGUUCCACCCACAAGGAUGCAUUGGGGGAAAAUGAGAAUAUUCUCAACUUCUGUUACCCUGGCAAAUGUGUAAACCUAAUUCAGAUUCAUCUCCCUUUAUCUCUAGCAUAUGUCGCCCAAGAGGAUAGUAUUCUAGAGAUACAGAAAGAUGAUCACAACAGCAUGGGACAGGCAUAGGCAAACUCGGCCCUCCAGAUGUUUUGGGACUACAACUACCAUCAUCCCUAGUUAACAGGACCAGUGGUCAGGGAUGAUGGGAGUUGUAGUCCCAAAACAUCUGGAGGGCCGAGUUUACCUAUGCCUGGCAUAGGAGUUAAUAUCUAUCUUUUUGUGCAGGAAAGCUAUUACCAGAACAACUGUUAACAGGCUGUAGGGGUUGGAGCAUUACAAAUGCUGGCAAGCUGUAGUGGAAAUAGUGACUGGAGGUAACACCUUCACCAUCAGCCUCCUUCCAGAAGGUACAAGUUAUAGUUGUGUGCUCAGUGAAUAUGACUAGUGUAUGACUAUGAAACUGGGGUGAAAACUGCUAGUUCAAUUGUGUACUUAACAGAUGUGUUUGGGUAGUACCAGUCUACUGAUCUAUGAGGCAUAUUUGCCUUGCUAACCUGUGGCUUGUAUUCACCUUUUGCUCAGAGUAGACCUAUUACAAUUAAUCCUAUGUAAUGGACAUUACCUAAUUUCAAUGGGUCUGCACCGAGUUGAAUACAACCAAUUCUCUGUUCAUAAUCUGCUUUAGUAGUGAUUUGUAUUGUCAUCACUUGCUAGAGCUGCUACUGUACGGUACCAAUUUUAAGAUCAUUAACAUAUUUUAGCUCAGUAACAGCUUGUUCUUGUUCAGUUGCCUUGAGGUGCUUAUAUACAUUUCAAGUUAAAAAUGCUACACACAUUGGCUAAUAUUCUAGCAACGAUAAACACAUAAAUGGUAGUCUUUCUCCCAAAUAGUUGGAGGUCUAAAUGGAGACAACUGGAAAAUGUUAAGUUUCCUUCAUUGUCAUUUCCACAACAGAGAAAAAUAAUUGUCAAUGUCUUUCUUUUUCUACGUUUAGAAAUUAAUUCAGCAGCUUUUAAAUGAGGCCAGAAUAAUGAGAGCAUCCAUUAAAGUAUAAGCAGAGUACUUUUCAGGAACCUGGUCUCAUUUAAAAGCAACUUAACUAACACAUUAGUCACUCUGCUAUUUUGGUCUACUGUGGAAAUGACAAUAAAGAAAGAAGCAAAUGUUCUAGUUGUUUCUAUUUAGACCUCCCAUAAGCAUUUGGGACAAUGACUGCUAUUUUAAGUAUGUAUUGUUGGCUACAGUAUUAAGCCUGCAAUCCUCUACAUGCUUACCUGGAAGUAAGCCCUAUUAAACUAAGUAAGAAUUAUUUCUGAGUAGAUAGGCAUAGUUUUACAACGUAGGUUUGCCAAACUGUAUACAAAAAUCUCACAUACUUGGAGCUGAAGAGCAGCAAAAUUGUAAUUGUUCAUGUUAAUGUAAUUCAGUUACAAGACCAGAGUCUCAAUUCUCACCAGCUAUGAAGCUCAAUGGAUGAACUUGGGCCAGUCAUUGCCUCUCAGCCUAACCUACUUCACAGGGUGGUUGUGAGGAUUAAGUGAGGAAAGGAAGAAUCACAUACACUGCCUUGAGCUCCUUUGAAAAAUGGUGAUUUUGUCUCAAUAGUAUUUGUUGUACAUUUCUGUAGGUCUCUAGUUUAGCAAAAAAAUAAGAAUUUCUACACAUUUCUUUGAAGCUAUGAAAUAUUACAUGCUUUGUCAUUUUGACUUUUUUGUGCUAGAAAACACUCUGUGAUGUCAUUCUCAUGGUCCAGGAAAGGAAGAUCCCAGCUCAUCGUGUUGUACUUGCUUCAGCAAGUCACUUCUUUAACUUGAUGUUUACCAAACCGGGAAACCUGUAUUCCUCCAGAUGUUCUUGGACUGUCUCUCCCAUCAGCCUCAGCUGGCACAGCCAAUAGUGAGGGAUGAUGGGAGUUGACCAACAGGAAGACCACAGGUUCCCAUUCCUAUUUUAUAUAGAGACAAACCUUGAGCUGGGUUGAAAUGUAUGUAAGACUGGGAUGUAGUUUUGUGAGACCAGAAGUUCUUGAUACACCUAUUCUUAGUGUACUUGUUUUUCUGUAAAUAAGAUUUCUAUAAGUAAGACGGAAUUAGGAAAACAGUUUUUAAUAUAUUUAAAUCUAGAUUCCAGCUUGGCCAGUUCUAGGUUCUGUUGCUCAUAACUGAUCUCUGUGACUGUCUUGAAGUUCGCUUAACAACUUCCAUUGCAACUGUUUCCCCCCCCCUUAAAUUAGAGCAGCAGGUCCUUUGAGAUGUGGGUGCAGGGGUGGAAUUGUUGUUCAGGUUAGAUGAUGGUGUUAUGUAUCUAAUUGCAGCAAAUAUGAUUGAAUCAAAAUCUUAUGAAGUGGAGUUAAAAGAUGCAGAGCCAGAUAUUAUUGAGCAGCUUGUGGAGUUUGCUUAUACUGCAAGAAUUUCUGUAAACAGCAACAAUGUCCAGUCAUUGUUAGAUGCCGCAAAUCAAUAUCAAAUUGAACCUGUGAAAAAAAUGUGUGUGGACUUCUUAAAAGAGCAAGUUGAUGCUUCAAAUUGUCUUGGUAUAAGUGUGUUAGCAGAGUGUCUUGACUGCCCAGAGCUCAAGGCUACUGCAGAUGACUUUAUCCACCAACAUUUCACAGAGGUUUACAAGACAGACGAGUUUCUGCAGCUAGAUGUUAAACGUGUAACACAUCUCCUGAAUCAAGACACGCUAACUGUAAGAGCAGAAGAUCAGGUUUAUGAUGCUGCCGUCAGGUGGCUGAAGUAUGACGAGCCAAACCGUCAGCCUUACAUGGUUGACAUUCUUGCUAAAGUCAGGUUUCCUUUAAUUUCAAAAAAUUUCCUCAGUAAAACAGUACAAGCUGAGCCACUUAUCCAGGACAACCCUGAGUGCCUCAAAAUGGUUAUCAGUGGCAUGAGAUACCAUCUGCUUUCUCCAGAGGACAGAGAAGAGUUGGUGGAUGGCACUCGCCCGCGAAGAAAAAAGCACGAUUACCGCAUUGCCUUGUUUGGUGGCUCACAGCCACAGUCAUGUCGGUAUUUUAAUCCAAAGGAUUACAGCUGGACAGACAUCCGAUGUCCCUUUGAAAAGCGGAGGGAUGCAGCCUGUGUUUUCUGGGACAACGUGGUUUAUAUUUUGGGCGGCUCCCAACUUUUUCCUAUAAAGCGAAUGGACUGUUACAAUGUUGUGAAAGACAGCUGGUAUUCGAAGCUGGGGCCUCCAACACCUCGGGAUAGCCUUGCAGCUUGUGCAGCAGAGGGUAAAAUAUAUACAUCUGGUGGUUCUGAAGUAGGAAAUUCUGCAUUAUAUUUGUUUGAAUGCUAUGAUACGAGAACAGAAAGUUGGCACACAAAGCCCAGUAUGCUGACUCAGCGAUGCAGUCAUGGGAUGGUAGAGGCAAAUGGUCUCAUAUACGUAUGCGGAGGAAGUUUAGGAAACAAUGUUUCUGGAAGAGUCUUGAAUUCCUGUGAAGUUUAUGAUCCAGCAACAGAAACGUGGACAGAACUGUGUCCGAUGCUUGAAGCCCGAAAAAAUCAUGGACUUGUGUUUGUGAAAGACAAAAUAUUUGCCGUUGGGGGACAGAAUGGCUUAGGUGGCUUAGACAAUGUGGAAUAUUAUGACAUUAAAGUAAAUGAGUGGAAGAUGGUCUCUCCCAUGCCAUGGAAAGGUGUGACUGUAAAAUGUGCUGCUGUGGGUUCCAUAGUUUAUGUCUUAGCAGGCUUUCAGGGUGUAGGUCGUUUGGGGCACAUCCUUGAAUAUAAUACUGAAACUGAUAAAUGGAUAGCCAACUCUAAAGUCCGUGCUUUCCCAGUGACCAGCUGUUUAAUCUGUGUAGUUGAUACUUGUGGAGCAAAUGAGGAGACACUAGAAACAUGAAGGUUUCAGGAUUGCUACUUGUGAUGCUUCUGCGUUUCAAUUUCAUCUUGUCAAGAUGUCAGUACUACAGAAAAUUUUUGGAUGAAAUCCUUCACUUUAUCUCCACUAUGUGUAUAAGGUGGAUUUGCUUGUCAAAGUUGUAUUUUUUGGAAGUAACUCAAGAAUCUACAACCCUAGAUUGAAGACACAUGAAAUUUCCUUAAGAUGCACGCGCGCAGUUUUGCCACAAACCCUGCUGUCUAAGUAUAUUGUGAAAUAUUCCAACAAGAGAAUUUUUUUAGUCACCUGCAUUUUUCAGAGUUUAAAAUAAUUAAAAUCUUCACGUAGCAAAACUGAAUGAAACAAACCCAUUAGUUGGAGUAACUUUGCUCAAACAUCUGUUCUGCUGAAACAUGUGUUCUACAAAGAGAUAUACUGCAUUACUUCAAUGCAAAUCCCCCACAGGAUGGUAUCCAGUUACUGAGUGAAACAUAUUGUGCUUUCUAACUAUUUAUGCACCUUCUUCUGGUACUGAGCAGGCUCAGAUAACUAGGGGCAUAUCUUAUAUGAGCAUCUUUCAUGCAACUGGAAUGGUGACUGGCAACAGGCAAUUACUCCCUCCUCCAUGUUCUUAAUGCCAUCUGUGCAAAGCCACAAACCUAUGGUAUGUUUCCACUAUGUCCUGUCUACCAUGUGCAUGGGAUAUUAUGCUUUUUUCAUUAGUGCAUCUACUUCCUAAAAUAUUUACUGUGCAGAUGAGGGUACAUACUGCACCUCUCUACAGGAGCAUUGGGGGGAGUCCAAGGGUACAAAUGGUCUCCUACCUGGACAUACUAGAAGGUUCAUUUACAGGAGAAAGAAAGUAAAUGUGUUAGGAAUAGUUGGAGUGGAACUAAACUUGCCCAGGCAAUUCCCAUUCAUUGGUUUUGUCCCUAAUCGCAGUCUAAUAAGUUGUAGGGUAUCCAAAGUAAAACCCAGGAAAUAAGUUUGUUUAGAAUGUCUGUUCCUUCCAAUUCCUUGUUCUCAUUGGAGUAGAUCAAAAUUCAUACCAUUUUUUUACAUGCCUGAUUUAAUAUGCAUCUGAAGUUCCAAAAACUGCAUAGUGUGUACUGUAAAAAGCUUACAUGUGACAAAGUGAAUGACUUAUGACUUGUGCAAAAACAUGUUUGGGGUAUAAUAUGUGCUUUAGUUUGAGAACAUCCUAUAUUAUUUAAAGUACAUUUUUGUAUACUUUGUAAUACUGCCUUUAAUACUAUGUUAAAGUGAUACACAUACCUGCAGAGUGAUGGAAGUCUACUUUUUAAAAUGACUAUUUUUUCGUGUUGGGUCUUUAAACAAAUUCUGAAGCACACUUUUUAUAUUAUUCUGUUUUAAAGUAUUUCCUUCCCCUCAAACCUUUUGCCAAAAAUGGAAUAAUUUGAUAAGAAAUUCAAAUCUAGCAGAUGCUAUUUUUAACUUUUUUUGUUUUUAAAGGGGGUUCCCAUAUAGUGCAUAUUUAACUUCAAUCAGUCCAAAUAUGGACCAUCCAGUAUGAAAACACUCAUUUUCCUUAAUUCUAGGUAUAUCCCUGUUACGUAACUAGACAUCGUGUGACAAAACUGAUUCAUUGUCAGUUCUUAGUAAAUGAACUUGGUGCAACAAGUUUUCUUGGACUGUUUUUGUGUAUUAACAAAUAAUGUAUUGAUAAACCUUGCCUACUGAUUACUUUUGCUAAGUAGAAGCAAUUUUUUUUAAAACCUCAGUGAGGCUUGUGGUCAGUAAACUUGGUUAAAUAAAUAUGUUUUUCUUAAGGUG